GACGCCAGAGCGCGUGCCCGAAGCGUUGUGGGUGGAGGGGAUCCAGGUCGCGCGGUGAAUCCGGGACGAGGCCAGUGCACUGCGAGUGAACAGGGCAAGAAGAUGGCACGGGUCGGAAGCGCAGUGUGCGGCGUCCCCGCUGUCCUUCCUCUGCUCUUCGUGGCGAUGGCGAUGGCGGCAUCCGAUCUGUUUGACAACCAACUGGGAGACAUCAGCUACUGCAAAAACCAGUGUCAGAUCACCAUCAAAAACAAAAAAGCUGCCAAAGACUCCAUAAUGAAUGCAUGCUACCGUGGCUGCCGGCUCUAUUCAAUUUGCCAGUUUGUGAAUGGGAACACGGGCUUCAACAACAGCAAGGAGGAAUGCCAGGGAGCAUGCCAGGAAGCAUACAGUAAGUUACUGGAGCAGGAGGCUUGUAGCACAGGCUGUACCAGCCAGCCAGCUGAGCCUGAAAUCAAACGGAGGAAGCUCAAGGCCCUGACCAACCGCCCCAAACCAGUUUCAGUAAUGGACGCUUUGUUUGGUUGGUGUAAUGAUAUUGUCAGCUCUGCUCAAAGUUUCAUGUCCUCCACCUGGACUUUCUACCUGCAGGCUGAUGACGGCAAGGUGGUUGUAUUCCAGAGCGAGCCAGAGAUUGAGUAUUAUUUACCUGAGUUGCAAGCCCCACACUCCAGUGUUGCCAACAAACCCUGGCCUGAAGGAAAUCCUCAGACACAGAGGCUACAAUCUGGAGAACGACUGCAUGGAGAGAGAAAUGCUCCUAAAGCUGUGAGUAAGGGAAAGCACAGCAGUCAGCAUGUUGAAGACACAGUUGCAGAGCAUGACUUCCUGGGCUGCAUGUCAAGGCGUUCAGGUCUGCCACGUUGGAUCUUAGCUACAUGUCUCCUGUUAUCAAUCAUGGUGAUGCUCUGGCUGAGCUGUGCCAGUCUGGUAACAGCACCUGAGCAACAUGUAAAGACUCAGUUGAGCAUCAAUGGAGAUAAAGAGUUCCUGGACUACAUGCCAAAAGUCAACCCCUACCAUCUGACUUCAGUGAUUGCUGUAGCAGUCGGUCAUCAUGAUGAAGGAAAAGAGGCAGGGCCUCUGCCAGUCAAAGUUGACCUCAACAAAACCUCACUUUAAAAUCGUGUGUAAUCUGUUAGUAUUUCUCUCCCUAGAGGAAGAAAUCAUAACAUUUAAUUUUCUAAAUAAAAAUUCAUGGUAUAUAUAUAUAUAUAUAUAUAUAUAUAUAUAUAUAUAUAUAUAUAUAUAUAUAUAUAUAUAUAUAUAUAUAAUGAACAGAUUACACACGAUGAAGCCAUUCAGUAGUAUUGAUUUAGAUGUUUGUUGUGUUCUAGACAGUGCUGCUCUCAAAAACAUUAAGAACAUGAUUAAGCAAGCUUUGAUUGUAGCACUUAAGAUUUGGGAUGAUAGUAUGUUCUUUGACCUAGAAUGUCUUUAACACAGCCAAGGUACUCCUAACUACAGUGAGCAAAAGACAAACACUGACAGCAUCAUUUUCAGUUUGAUUAGUUAUCUCUGAAUAGAAGGAGAUUUUGACACUUGAUUUUGCCAGUUUGUACACAACAGAAAACAGGCCCUACUCAUGAAAUCAUGGCAGCAUAAUCAUGUGUACAUACAUGUAAUUAUUUAUUUAUCUCUAUCACUAAUGUAUAUCACUUAUGUAUAAGGUCUUAUUGUAUUUUAUCUCUCAUUUAGAUGCUAAUAGAAAAGAUUCUGUGAUUAAGUAGUAUUUAUAGAAAGCUUCUAAUAAGGAUUAUGAGUGAUGCCUAGGUAAAAUACGAAUGUAAAUUUCUCCUUUAUUCUUGAGAUUGUGGGAUGGGAUGAUUCUCCAAAUUCUGCUUAGUGCUAGGUUUUGACAAAUAGAUCAUUUGUUAUCAGCUGAUUAGAGCUGACUAGCCUAAUGGCUCUUCUAGUGCUGAUUGUGUUUCUAAGCUAUUUUACCCAUGUGGUCCUAAUCACAGUGCAUGCUAGUAUGUUUUAAGACUUAGCAAUUAUCUGCCUACCCACUUAUGGCAAUAGACUAAUAUAUGCUAUUAAUAUUUGUGUUUAUUAGCUUAAUGUUGAACGGCAAUGCAAUUAUACAAUACAAAAGAAGAAAGAAAAUAAUAUCUCAAAUGUUUACUACUUUUUAGUUACAAAAUUGUUGCAUGACUUAAUCCAUAAUGCAUAAUGAAUACAUAAUACAUAAUGAAUGUAUCUUUUUCACAUAGUAAUGAACUGAGUGUUAGACAUUUUUGUUUGCUCUACAUGAUUUGCUCCAGAACUCAUUAGUAAUUUAUUAUUAAUACAGAUUUUAUUUGUGUCAGCAUGUCAUGCAGUAAAGGACAAAACAGUAUAAGAAAAGAGAGACUAUACUAGCUUAUUGAAAUUCUCAGUUUUCCUUUGGUUACAGUUUAACCAUAGCAUUUAUGUUUUUUCUCAUUGCUGAGGCAAAAAGGAAAAACUAUGCUGUUCUGGUUUCUCAGCUAAAUCAGCGGCCAGACUGAACAUGAAUAAAAUUUGCAUGGCUAAAAAGCCAGUUCACUAAUCAUUAAGUAGCUCAUUAAGUGGCCAUUUCAACUUUGCACUCUCAACUUUGCAUCUCUCUCUCUCUUUGUCCCACAAUCUUUAUUACUAACUGCCUGCUCAAGUAUUUUAUUUUUUUAUUUAAGUGAAAUAAGGCAAUGCGAGCUAUGUUUCAGGGUAAUAUUGCCAUAAAUACACUACUCUAACCACUUCCUUUCCUCUAUUAUUUUCCUUUUUUUUCCAUUCUGGUUUGUUACAUGUGAUCCUGCCCCUAGUGAACACAUUUAUAUACAUGCAAGUAUGUUGGCAUGCAUACGUGUGAAUUUUAUAACAACUGUAAAAACUUAGCUUAUAAAUCAAUUGGCUGUUAAUAAAUCCAAGCAUUUAUGCUGAUUGUUGUUUAAUAUCAGUACAAGAAUUUUUUUUCUCAUUUAUGCCUAUAGCAUGGAGCCACCCCAUCUACCAACAUGCACUAGUGUGUUUUGUAGCAAAAUUUUGUUUUGCCUGCUAGGAUUUUCUUAUUAGCAAUGUUGACACUUCUGCACAAACAGCAAAUCCACUGAGAAGAGGAAGUAAAAUGUUUGAUAUUUAUUUAUAAAUGUAAUAAACUGUCAACUUUGCAAUAA
Molecule: messenger RNA, 3134 nt
Organism: Pangasianodon hypophthalmus (striped catfish)
Lineage: Eukaryota; Metazoa; Chordata; Actinopteri; Siluriformes; Pangasiidae
Gene: tmem59l
Product: transmembrane protein 59-like
Exons: 8
Coding region: 103-1122 (339 amino acids)
Source: RefSeq, a predicted model, not a curated record